Messenger RNA from Nicotiana tabacum (common tobacco), 734 nucleotides. The record is from RefSeq and is a predicted model, not a curated record. NCBI's taxonomy places the organism in Eukaryota, Viridiplantae, Streptophyta, Magnoliopsida, Solanales, Solanaceae.
GACAAGGAAACUUCGGAUCCUUUAUCACCAAAGGAAGUCUUUGUUGCUACAAGAAAAAGAAAAGUUGGGCGAUCAUACAAGUCCUCGGAUGAAGAUACAACUAGUAAAAUUGCUGAAAUGGAGGAAGUUGAAGCACAACAAAACGAAAAUGGCAAUGAGUCCGUAGAGGCAUUUGCAUCUGUCAUGGGACCUGAACAUUCGGGACGUCUGAGAUUGUAUGGACGAGGGGUUACAAGAACUUCUUUGAGAGGGAAAGUAGGAUAUUUUGAACCAUCUUCAAAUACUUCAAAUUCUAUACAAAAAUUGGAGGAGAAGAUACAAAGAAUGGAGGAAAAAAUUGAGGAACAAAAGGCAACUAUCCGUCAAGAAGUUGUUGCAGAUGUCCUUGCACGUCUUCAGCGUUCAGGAAUUAAUAUUGAUGCUAACAUUAUUCUUGCGGCAUUGGGUGAUAAUUCAUUAGGAGAAGCUUCAUCUGCUCAGCAAACAGCAUUGCAACCAAUCCAUCGUCCCUCUACUUCUACCAACAAAGAAGGCCAACUCAUUCCAGGUGCAUCGAUUGCGGAUGAAAGCAGUGAUGAAGACCUUACUUGAGUUUUGUUGAUCGUUAUUAGACUUUCUAUCAUCAAGGAUAUUUUGGUUUAGAACUUUUUGUAUGCAAAUUAAAACUCAUCUAUUUUGACUUUUGAAUUGUUGAUCAAACAAUGUAUUCAUAUUUUGUUUUUGGAUAUGGAUAA